CGGUAAUUCAUCCAAUAUGCGAGGAUGUGAUAAUGUGAACUGUGGAGGCAUAGCUUUUUCUGUGCACCCAACUUCAUCCCAAGACUGCUCCGUCACAAUUUCCCGGCCGCGCCGCCGAUUAACCGAGAGUAAGAGUAAGAAUGGAUGAUGUUUCUCUCAAUAGUGAACCUACAUAUAAUGAGGAGUUUGAAAUUGAUGGAGAAUUUGCAAUGACUGAAUAUGUUGGCCAAACUGGUGAGGUUUUACAAGGUGAUGAUCCUGCUGUUGGGAUGGAAUUCGAAUCCUACGAUGAUGUUUAUUUCUUCUACAACUGUUAUGCAAAACAACAAGGGUUCGGAGUAAGAGUAAGUAACACAUGGUAUAGAAAGAGCAAGGAGCGGUACCGAGGGAAAUUAAGCUGCAGUAGCGCCGGCUUCAAGAAGAAAACCGAUGCCAACCGGCCAAGACCUGAAACUCGGACUGGCUGUCCUGCAAUGAUCAAAUUUAGGUUGAUGGAUAACAAGAGGUGGAGAAUUAUAGAAAUCGAGCUAGAGCAUAACCAUCUAACCACUCCGGCAAAUGCUAGCAUUUAUAAGUCUCAUAAGAUAUCAGAUCUUGGAAGUAAGAGGCCUUUGCCAAUAAAUGGUGCUGACCAAGUUCAAAGAAUCAGGUUGUUUAGAACGGUGGUCAUUGAUGCAGAUGAUACUGAGGAAUGUGAUUUUAGGGAUACUAUUGAUCAGGGUGAUGACAAACUGAAGCUCAAACCGGGGGAUUAUCAGGAAAUGCUCAAGUUUUUCACGAGGAUGCAGUUGAAUGAUCCUAGUUUCUUUUACUCGAUGGACGUUAAUGAGAAAGGAUGUUUACGCAAUGUUUUCUGGGCUGAAGCUAGGUGUAGGGCUGCCUACAGUUAUUUUGGUGAUGUUUUAUUCGUCAAUACUACAAGUUUAACAGAAAACUACGAGGUUCCACUGGUGGUAUUUACCGGUAUCAAUCACCAUGCACAGACUGUGCCACUAGGCUGUGGUUUGGUUUCAGUUCAGACUGUGGAGUCAUUUGUAUGGCUUUAUAGAGCAUGGCUAACAUAUAUGGUCGGACGGUCUCCUCAAACCAUCAUUACCAGCGAGUGCAAAGCCCUGCAGACUGCUGUUGCCGAGGUUUUUCCUAGAGCAUCGCAUUGUCUUUCUUUGACAAACAUUAUGAAGAUGGUUUUGCAUGAAGUAGCAUGUCUGGAGGCAUGCGAGGCAAUCAGAAACGGGCUUAGUAGAGCGGUUUAUCACUCGCUGAGAUCAGAUGAAUUUGAAGCAGCUUGGGAGGACUUGGUGCAGAGCCAUGGACUUCAGAAUCACAAAUGGCUUCAAAACUUAUAUGAAGAUCGUAAGCGGUGGGUUCCAGUCUAUCUGAAAGAGAUCUUUUGUGCAGGAAUGUUUCCUGUGGAUUCACCUUUUCAAGAAUAUUUGAGGCAACAUACUUCGUUAAGAGAGUUUUUUUCGAGUUAUGAUCGAUCUCAGCAGGAUAUUCACCACAGAGAGACAUUAUCUGACAUAGAGUCUAAUAAUAAAUCAAGAAGUCUGCUCAAGACGCGAUUGUUUUUCGAGUUGCAGCUAUCAAAAUUAUACACAGAGAACAUAUUUGAACUUUUUCAACAGGAAGUGGAGGGUGUGUACUCAUGUUAUGGUACAAGGCAGAAGAGCAUUGAGGGGUCGGUUGCGACUUUUAUAGUCAAAGAAGACGUCCAAGUUGAGGAAAACAGGAAGGAAACGAGAGAUUUCGAGGUGAUGUACAAUUCUGGUGAUGCAGUUGAGGUGCUAUGUGUGUGUGCCGUAUUCAACCUCAGGGGUUAUCUGUGCAGACAUGCCUUGUGUGUUAUCAACCAUGUCGGAUUAGACGAAAUCCCACCUCAAUAUAUCCUUGCACGGUGGAGGAAGGACAUCAACCGUAGUUACACUAUCGAUUAUAGAUUGGACGGUAUUGAUAUCAAGAACCCGGUCCACAGAUAUGAUAACUUGUACAGGAGCGUUACAAAGGUGGUCGAGGAAGGAAGGAAAUCACAUGAUCGAUACAGCUCGAGCCGGUGUCGAGCACAGGCAGCUUGCAGUGCAGGCUAAACGACUUAUCCGUGACCCUCGUCCCGGGAACAAAGAACUGGAAGAACACCAUGAGGCAAGCACCCUGCGGAGCGAUCCCAAAGAAGG
Messenger RNA from Salvia splendens (bonfire salvia), 2171 nucleotides. Its product is annotated as protein FAR1-RELATED SEQUENCE 6. Lineage: Eukaryota; Viridiplantae; Streptophyta; Magnoliopsida; Lamiales; Lamiaceae. The coding region runs from base 141 to 2084 and encodes 647 amino acids. The transcript is spliced from 3 exons. Gene Ontology annotation, biological process: regulation of DNA-templated transcription. Gene Ontology annotation, molecular function: zinc ion binding. The record is from RefSeq and is a predicted model, not a curated record.